CCAGUCUGUUGUUUUUGUCGUUAGGCUGAGUUUCUUAGAGAGAGGGGGGGGGGUGAAGUGAAGUGACUUACCGCCAGAGCAUGUCGUGUAGAAAUGCUCCCAGAAAACAAUGUCAUUGUUGGAUCGGGUUUCUGCAGGAAUGGCGAGUGAGCAUUAUCUUUCAGGCCACGAGUAGUGGAUAUCAUGGAUACAGCAUACCCAGUGCCGGUGCAUCAGAUGCCGUCUCGUUAUGCGCAACCCAGUCGUCGAGUUCCGCUUUGGUCAAGAACUGUGUGUAAAGUCAGAC
Messenger RNA from Aspergillus ochraceoroseus IBT 24754, 286 nucleotides. RefSeq lists its product as uncharacterized. NCBI's taxonomy places the organism in Eukaryota, Fungi, Ascomycota, Eurotiomycetes, Eurotiales, Aspergillaceae. Bases 81 to 278 code for a protein of 65 amino acids. The transcript has a single exon. The record is from RefSeq and is a predicted model, not a curated record.